Molecule: messenger RNA, 1020 nt
Organism: Schizophyllum commune H4-8
Lineage: Eukaryota; Fungi; Basidiomycota; Agaricomycetes; Agaricales; Schizophyllaceae
Exons: 7
Coding region: 45-701 (218 amino acids)
Source: RefSeq, a predicted model, not a curated record
CGGCACGGGCGCCCUCCUGUCACCGAACACCAACGCACUCGACGAUGGACAACUUUGUGAACCUCGCCAAGCAGGGCAUUGACGCGUACCAGCGCUCGCAGUCCGAUGUGAGCAAGACGGGCGGCCAGGAGCUGAACCGACCCACGUCCGAGAACAGGACCCAUAGCAGCAGCGGCUACGACUUUGAUGAUGACGAUGUCGUUCGCAAGGCUAGCACCCAAAGCUCUGGUGAGAGCUCCCUCUUCAGCACCGCGCUGAGCUUCAUCAACAACAACAAGAGCAAGCACGAAGAACCCAUCGAUGAGGAGGAUGUCACCAGGACCCACAAGAAGGUCUACGACGACGACGAUGCCAGCGGUGUCAACGCGAAGUCGCUGGGCAGUGCUGCCGCCCUCCAGGUCUUCAAGCAGUUCGUGGGUGGAGGCAAGAGCUCGAGCGCGAGCACCACCAGCUCUGGCGGCAAGAGCUCCCAGUCCGAGCUCAUCGCCGCCGCCAUGAGCGAGGCCGCCAAGCUCUUCGACAAGAAGGGCGCGUCGGCGUCGGGUGACAAGCAGGACGCCGUCAACGGCGCUGCCAUGACGGUCGUAAAGCUGCUCGUGCAGAGCAAGCUCAGUGGAGGUGGAAGCUCGACCACCGUUGGUGGGAGCAACUCGGGCGGCCUGGGCCAGCUCCUGAGCUUGGCGACCCAGUUCGCCAAGUAGAUCCACGAGUUUGGGGACGAUGCAGAGAUCUGGAAGUAUAAUCAUGUAUGUAUCAAUCGAAAGAACAAUGCGCAACCAUAUCACGCAAGCCCGUCCACAUCCUCGCAGACAAUGCACAGGACGACUCUGCCUUCAAAGCUUCAAUCUUCAGUAGAAAUACAACGCCGAGAGAUCAGCGACGGGGGCAAAAGCGAAGCUCCUGUGAACUUGAACGGGGAAGGCAUCGCGUCUUGUAUAAAGAGCAACCGGGAAGAUGACCUGAGGGCAAGCGAAGGACAUACUGCUCCAGUCUGACCGAUGAUCCAAUCACGGAGGCGAU